AUGGCCGACUUGUCCCUCCAAAUCUUGCAGGUUGUCGACAAGAACAACGGUGUCGAAAACACCUUGGACACUCCGGAGUUCAAAAAUGUGGACGCCAACACUUUGCAGUCUUCUUUGACUUCGUUGUGGGCCAAAGAAAUGAUCACCUUCAAAAAGAUCGAGACCGACAAUUGGAUCUUGAGCAAAGAGGCCGAGGAGUUCUUGGUUUCCGGUUCUCACGAAAUCCGUUUGUUGAAAGAGGUCUUGCUGGCUAUUGAAGGAUUGAAGAUCUCCGACGUCAACUCGAAGUUGGGUCAGGUUGGUAAAUUGGGUCAGGGUAAGGCCUUCAAGAAUGGCUGGAUCUCCAAGGAUGGCGACAAGUUGGUUCCAAAGGUUGCCGACUUGCCCUCCGACACUGUCGUUGAGCAGUUGAAGACCAUUAAAGAGACUGGCUCGUUGUCUGACAAGAACGAAUUGUCCGACUUGAAGAAGAGAAAGCUUAUCACUUUGACUAAGAUUGUGGGCUUCAAGAUCGAGAAGGCCAAGAACUUCUCCUUGACCAUCAAGGAGUAUGAGACAGACAUUACUUCCGACAUGGUGGCCACUGGUAGCUGGAAGGAUGCUACGUUCAAGCCAUACAACUUCAACUCCGAGGGUUUGUACCCAAGCUCCGGUGCUUUGCAUCCUUUGAUGAAGGUCAGAGAGGAGUUCAGACAGAUUUUCUUCUCCAUGGGUUUCACCGAGAUGCCCGCCAACCAAUACGUCGAGACCGGUUUCUGGAACUUCGAUACCUUGUUCGUUCCUCAACAGCACCCUGCUAGAGACUUGCAGGAUACAUUCUACUUGAAGGACCCUGUUGCCGCCAAGAAGCCCGAGGAUGAGCAAUAUUGGAACGACAUCAAGGCCGUGCACGAGGAAGGUAAGUUCGGCUCGAUUGGUUACAGAUACCCAUGGAAGGAGGACGAGUCUCUCCGGAUGGUCUUGAGAACACACACAACUGCCAUUUCUUCCGCCAUGUUGAAGAAAUUGGCCGAGGACCCUAAGCCUACAAGAUUGUUCUCCAUCGACAGAGUUUUCCGUAACGAGGCUGUUGACGCUACCCACUUGGCUGAGUUUCACCAGGUUGAGGGUGUUCUUGCUGGUUACGACAUCACUCUUGGCGACUUGAUUGGCUUCAUGGAGGAUUUCUUCUCCAAGAUGGGUGUCGACGGUUUGAGAUUCAAAGCUGCUUACAACCCUUACACCGAGCCUUCGAUGGAGAUUUUUGCAUACCACAAGGGUUUGGGCAAGUGGGUCGAGAUUGGUAACUCCGGUAUGUUCAGACCAGAGAUGUUGGAACCAAUGGGCUUGCCAAAGAACUUGAGAGUUUUGGGUUGGGGUCUUUCGUUGGAGAGACCAACCAUGAUCAAAUACGGUGUCUCCAACAUCAGAGAGUUGUUGGGACACAAGGUUUCUUUGGACUUCAUUGAAACCAACCCUGCCGCCAGACUUGAUGAUGACAUGGUCGGUAGUACAUAA
Australozyma saopauloensis is the source of this 1497-nucleotide messenger RNA. RefSeq names its product phenylalanine--tRNA ligase subunit alpha (gene FRS2). NCBI's taxonomy places the organism in Eukaryota, Fungi, Ascomycota, Pichiomycetes, Serinales, Metschnikowiaceae. The record is from RefSeq and is a predicted model, not a curated record. Gene Ontology annotation, cellular component: cytoplasm; cytosol; phenylalanine-tRNA ligase complex. Gene Ontology annotation, biological process: phenylalanyl-tRNA aminoacylation. Bases 1 to 1497 code for a protein of 498 amino acids. The transcript has a single exon. Gene Ontology annotation, molecular function: tRNA binding; phenylalanine-tRNA ligase activity; ATP binding.